Molecule: messenger RNA, 429 nt
Organism: Arabis nemorensis
Lineage: Eukaryota; Viridiplantae; Streptophyta; Magnoliopsida; Brassicales; Brassicaceae
Source: the annotation of a GenBank genome assembly
AUGGGUCGCCGUGGCUCAGGUGGUGGAAGAUCUGCUCCUCGUCCUCGUCCUGCUGCUGCACGCAGCCCUGCGCCUCAACCUGUUCACCGUGCACCUCCUCCAGCUCCAGCGCAGGCGAGCAGCGGUGGUGGCAUGUUCUCAGGCAUUGGUUCAACCAUAGCUCAGGGUAUGGCUUUUGGUACUGGAAGUGCAGUUGCACAUAGAGCUGUUGAUUCUGUGAUGGGUCCACGAACCAUUCAACAUGAAGCUGUUGAAGCUGCCGCUGCAUCACCUGUUUCAAGCAACACCUUUUCGAAUUCAUGCGACAUUCAUGCUAAGGCUUUCCAAGAUUGCAUCGGCAGCUAUGGAAGCGAGAUCAGCAAGUGUCAGUUCUACAUGGACAUGCUGUCUGAGUGCAGGAGGAACUCUGGUUCCACUCUUGGUGCUUAA